This is a messenger RNA of Eutrema salsugineum, 893 nucleotides long. RefSeq lists its product as uncharacterized. The record is from RefSeq and is a predicted model, not a curated record. NCBI's taxonomy places the organism in Eukaryota, Viridiplantae, Streptophyta, Magnoliopsida, Brassicales, Brassicaceae. The transcript has 4 exons. Bases 66 to 722 code for a protein of 218 amino acids.
AACUUUCUCUUGCAACUUUCUUUCGUGUUUGAGAAGAGGAAAGAGUCGAAGAGAAAGAUCGGAGGAUGAGUGCCGAAGAUUUCCAGAAGAAGGUUUCCAUCAGAGAUUCUCUCGCCGGCGAAAUAGAAAUCGAAUGUGGCGGGUCUACUAGUUCCACGGUGGGUUCCGGCGUCGCCUCCCGAACCGUGGUUUUGCUUCGGAGACUGCUUGAGAUUCAGGAGCGUCGAGCCCAGGCUUAUGCCAAACUCAAAAGAGGAUUCUCAGAGUAUGUGGAGUCUAGUGCUGAAGCAAUCUAUCAGAAGCUGUGCAGCGAGAUUACAGCAGAGUUUAACGAAUGUUCCAAACAAGUUCGCGAAAUGGAAUCUCUGUUUCUGAAUCCAGAACUCGGAAGAGCUGAUCUUGCUCAAUUGCUUGGCGACAUUCAAACUCAAGAGAAGCAGAAACUGCAUCUGACCGUCACGAUACAGGUACUGAAGAAGGCAGGGAGACCGUCAGAACGGAUGCUGACACAUGAAAAUUGCAAGUUCAAGAAACCGAUGCAGCACGAGUGUGUGCAUCUUCACGAGAUUACAGAAGCUGCAGGAACAGAGGAAGCAGAAGCGGAUGCAGAGUAUGAUAACGCUUUAAAGGAAGCCAUUAGAGGAGUGCAAGACGCUGUGACUUGCAUCAAUGAGUAUUUGGAAGACAUUAGGUACGAGAUUGCAGCCCUUGAAGCUGAUUAGUUCCCAAUCCCUUCACUUCUUUACCCUUUCCACUGUCAACUUGCUGUGUUCAAAGCUGUCGCUAAUUAGCACCCUAAGAUAUAAGAUAUUUAGAAAUUGUGAAGGAUCUGCAGAUGGAAUUUGUUGUUCUCAAAGUUCUCAAAUCCUAUUAAUAUUUUUAUUUGAAAAACA